Messenger RNA from Daucus carota subsp. sativus, 1665 nucleotides. RefSeq names its product transcription factor UNE10. The record is from RefSeq and is a predicted model, not a curated record. Gene Ontology annotation, molecular function: protein dimerization activity. Lineage: Eukaryota; Viridiplantae; Streptophyta; Magnoliopsida; Apiales; Apiaceae. Bases 340 to 1434 code for a protein of 364 amino acids. The transcript has 6 exons. Gene Ontology annotation, cellular component: nucleus.
AUCCACUUGUUUACUAAAAUCUCCCUUGAAAAAGAUAGCAAGAUAUCUCCAGCUACCAGCUCCAACCACCAUUUGCUCUUUCUUUUUCUAUUCUCACUAAUCAUAGGGACCAUUUCUCCUGCAAUUUGUUCUUUUCUCACUCUAUAAUUUAUAGCCAAAAGCUGCUUUCCAACACAACUAGGCUCUACCUUUCUCCAUAGCCACAAAUGCUUAAAAGAGAUCUCACUUAGAAUCUAGCUCCAAGCACUUGCUUUUACAUACCAACAUUGUGUAGCUUUUUGAAUAAGAAGCAAGUAAGUAAGGCUACAGCUUCAAGGUUUCUUGGUUUGGAGUAAGAAGAUGAGUCAGUGUGUACCCGGCUGGGAUGUUGAUGAUAAUACCAAGCUCACUUCUCAAUCUCAUUCUCUCUAUCUAUCUCCUGAUCUUUCCUCGUUAGACUAUGAAGUGGCGGAGUUAACAUGGGAAAAUGGGCACUUAUCAAUGCAUGGUUUAGGGCAACCAAGACUGCCUUAUGACAUUUGGGACAAGCCAUGCCUAGGCGGCACCCUGGAGUCCAUAGUUGACCAGGCCACCUUCUUUCCUGACAAUAAAUCCGUCGGAGAUGGCGCUGAUGCUUGGACCACAGGCGGUGUAAUAGAUGCACUAGUUCCUUGCACUGAUAAUAACAACAUGGUGGAGGGCUCCUCUACGCGAGUCAUGGACUCGGGCUUGGGCAGACAGGUCGAGUCGUGUAGGGACGUGACAAUGGCCUUUGAAGAGGUGAGGGUGGAGCGUCCACCCUCACCUCAGCAAAAUGCAACCUCGGCCAAGCAGUGCACAGCCAACGACCAUCAAUCUGUUUGUCAAACAAAUCCUCAGACGGAGGCAGUUCAUGAGGAAGGAAAGAAGAAAACAAACGACAAGUCAUCGGUUUCGGCUAAAAGAAGAAGAGCAGCUGCCGUCCACAAUCAGUCCGAACGGAAACGAAGAGAUAAGAUUAACCAACGGAUGAUAACGCUGCAGAAGAUGGUUCCAAAUUCUAGUAAGAUUGAUAAAGCUUCCAUGUUGGAUGAAGUGAUUGACUACAUGAAGCAACUUCAGGCACAAGUGAUUAUGAUGAGUCGAAUGAACGGAUCUCCAAUGACAUUACCUCAUGCGAUGCAACAACAGCUCCAAAUGUCAAUGAUGGGCAUGGGGCAUUUUAUAGAUAUGAACCCUGCCAUGGCUUGCCACCCAAAUCUGAUGGCAGUAUCGCCGUCGGUUCUUCAUCCGGUUCCGUCGGUUCUUCAUCCGGUUGCCCACAGGCUGAACCCACCCGCACAAUCUAUGCAUGAUUCCAUGUCUACCUUUCUUGCUGCAUGCCAAUCUCAGCCUAUGACAAUGGAUGCAUAUAGUAGGAUGGCCACAUUCUAUCAUCACAUGAACCAAAAUCAUGGUCCCAGAGUCAUGAAGUAAGUGUGCAUAUAUACAUAGAGUUCACAAAUUGAUUUGCUGCUCAAUUCUUUCGUAAUCAAAGCGAUAGAUCAUAGAUACUGUAAUAAAAUUAAUUGAUUUGAGUAAGAAUUGAUUCAGGAAUUUAUGGUUGUGAAAGUACUUUACUUGAUAUGUAUGUCACUAAAACAAUGUCCAAAGAUAUGUGAAAUGCAAUGAGACGAUUUUACUAGCAAAUUCAUGUUAUCUGUGUUU